AUGCCAGCCUCAUUAAAAAUACCCGUAUUACCUUCUGUCAAGGCGUUUAGGGAAUGGAGGCAGUCACUAGACAACCGAUCCAUAGGGUUUGUGCCAACGAUGGGGGCUCUACACGAUGGGCAUAUGAAACUAGUGGACAGGUCUCUUUCUGAAAACAGCUUAACGGUUGUCUCGAUAUUUGUCAAUCCUGCACAAUUUGCACCCCACGAGGACCUUUCGAGCUAUCCCCGUACAUUUGAUGGUGAUAUGAGAAGGAUUCACGAAGCCGUUGGACGAGACUCGAUCGAUUCAAGCGAAACUCCCAAAUGUGCCGUAUUUUUGCCCACUGUCGAGGACAUGUACCCUUCCGGUAUUGUCCAAAACAUAGAAGAUCAGAAAGGAACAUUUGUGCAAGUAAAGGGGUAUGAAGAACAAAUGGAAGGAAAAAGUAGACCCAAAUUUUUCAGGGGCGUUGCAACUAUUGUUACGAAACUCUUUAAUGUGGUGCAGCCAACUCGAGCAUACUUUGGGCAAAAGGAUAUUCAACAAGGUCUUCUCUUACGUCGCAUGGUCCGAGACCUUCUUAUCUCCCACCCCCUCCCUGAGAACCUCAUUAUUGUCCCAACUCAACGGGAAAAAGAGGACUUCCUUGCAUUAUCCUCCCGCAAUGCCUAUCUCACAUCCAUCGAACGUCCCUUUGCCCCCACACUAUACCAAGCUCUUACCGCUGGAAGACAAGUGUGGGAGGAAAUAUCGGGUUCGGGGUCACGGGAGGGGGUUGUCGCCGCGGCGCGAGGAGUAAUCAAGAGGAGACAGGAGGAGGCGAUUCAAGCCGGUGUAGAGAUGAGGUUUGACUAUGUUGAGGUGAAUGACCCCGACACGUUCGACGUUGUGAAUUGGCGCAGAAAAGAGAGGCCCGAAGGUCAACCUGUCAUCAUCAGUGGUGCUCUUUGGAUCGGAAGAACGAGGCUAAUAGAUAAUCUUCUUAGUGGAGAUACAAAGGAGAUUUUCAAUCAGUUGUAGGAACAUGAUCUCACCGCCACAUGAUUGUCUGUACAUUGGCGCGCAAUGCAAGGCGUUGGGGGUGGGUGGCGUCGGUCAGUUCAUGCUGAUGACGAUAC
This is a messenger RNA of Cantharellus anzutake, 1100 nucleotides long. RefSeq names its product pantothenate synthetase. Lineage: Eukaryota; Fungi; Basidiomycota; Agaricomycetes; Cantharellales; Hydnaceae. Gene Ontology annotation, molecular function: pantoate-beta-alanine ligase activity. The transcript is spliced from 6 exons. The record is from RefSeq and is a predicted model, not a curated record. Gene Ontology annotation, biological process: pantothenate biosynthetic process. The coding region runs from base 1 to 1002 and encodes 333 amino acids.